Molecule: messenger RNA, 1053 nt
Organism: Histoplasma mississippiense
Lineage: Eukaryota; Fungi; Ascomycota; Eurotiomycetes; Onygenales; Ajellomycetaceae
Exons: 1
Coding region: 1-1053 (350 amino acids)
Source: RefSeq, a predicted model, not a curated record
AUGUCUUCUUAUCUGCUGGCUCCAGAGGACAUCAUGCUUCCUCCCAGUCCUCCGGAGUGUGCAGAUGAAUACGCGGAAGAGCCCACUACGACCUGCACAGUUCCGUCAACAUUCAAAAGCAGAGAAACAGGAGCGGAUGUCCGUAACGGUGCUAGCACAGCCGCUCCCGCGAAGAUGACGCACUUGAUAAUGCAGCCAACUCUAAAUCUCAUCCCUAAACCCUACUCCUCCCUCAGCAAAACACACCUUCGCUCCCGGUCUCUGGCGAGUCCAGCAGCUCCAUCUAUGGCCAGAGCUCACUCCUCGCCCGGACCGGACUCGCGUGGUCGAUAUGCAUUUACGGGAAACCCUGGGGUUUCCCCCAGUCUUCACGACUCGUCGUUGAGACGUCAAAGUCCUCUCCGCGUUUCGGUGGAAGACAGUCUAUACCCAAGCAUCAGCACGCUACAUAUAUCAGAACCCAUAGCUGAACAUCCAGAGCUUCAGGACACCUCUAGAUCGAGAAAGGUGCAAUUGGAUGUGUCCUCCCACUCGCCGUUAUCGCCUGGCACUCUUGGGACCUUUCCCCGCACAACUCGCCGACGGCCAUCGUCACCCCUUUACCCAAGCAAUAGCAGUCCCAUCUCUGCCCAAGCGUCACCAAUAGUAUUUCCUGCGAAAUUCAACGAAUCUUACCCAUCCUAUUCCUUCUCCUCCACUUCCUCAAUGCCGUCAACACCAUCGAGUAUACGCUCGCGCAGCCCCAGUAUAUCAUCUCUGGAGACCAUCCCAGAUAUCCCGGACGCAGAAGCCGCGGCCAUCGAAGCCGAUCAAAUUGCCAUGCUGAAAGCUGCAGCAGAUCGAGCCGACGAAGCAGCCGCCGCCGCCAACAAGGAUUUCAACCGACGGCGGAGCGCCAUUGAUGUUUCUGGCUCGUCGAGUCCGUUGGGUAAUUCGCGAUUUGGGGGACUGGGUUCCUACGGUGGUACUAGGGCAGAUAAGCGGAAACGCUGGAGUGUGUGCGGGGCGGAGGGGAGGCAAGAUCUGGAUCUUGAAACCAUUUGGGAGGAUUGA